Molecule: messenger RNA, 480 nt
Organism: Prosopis cineraria
Lineage: Eukaryota; Viridiplantae; Streptophyta; Magnoliopsida; Fabales; Fabaceae
Exons: 4
Coding region: 1-480 (159 amino acids)
Source: RefSeq, a predicted model, not a curated record
AUGGCUGCACCUGCACCUGCAUCAUCCAAUGCUGAGACUAGGAUUCCAUGUGGCGCUUUCUCAAUGCUUACCAGUUUCAUUUCUUAUAUGAAUUUCCUGAUAAAUAGCAAUCCCAAUGAGUCCUUACCAACUAGCCAGUGCUGCAAAGCCUCCAGGUCCCUUAGAGAUGGUGGCAUGGACUGCUUUUCCAAUGGUUCAUUGCUUCCUGCUGCUUCAGGACCAGUAUCGGUUGGCAAUCUCCAUCAACUCCCUCUCCCUCUGAAGUACUUCAUCAACACCAUCUUAAAGGUACUUCUCGAUAAUGCAACAUUGCUUAUGAAUCCACCUUCUUCUCCAUCAGUUGUUUCUAAUACUCCAUCAUCUGCAAUGGCUUCAGGAAGCUAUUCUCAACUCAUUCCAUCAUCGUCCAUGCUAUCUUACACUGUCUCUCCUUCCUUUCUUGUGAUUGCACUUGGACUCGUUGUUCUAGACUACUAUUAG